AUGCGUUUCAAUAGGCUCCUGGCCCUGCCUUUGGUAGCUGGCUCGUUCGCGAACUCUUUUCAUGUUCGAGAUGAGGAAAUACCAGUGCAAGAUAUCAAUAUCAAUAAGCAGUUCAUAAUUCAGGUCGAGCCGGGAACCGACUUGGAAGGUCUCAAGAAAGAAUUGUCCUCAAAGAACCAAGUCAAGAUCUUGAAGACCUUUGAUUCUGACGUUUUUGCUGGUGUCACCAUCGAAUCUGAUGGCUACAACGUGGAUACCUUGAACAGCAUCGAUGCAGUCAAGCAGAGCUGGCCCGUGUCAAAGGUCGAGCUCCCUCCUUUGGAGGAUCUCGCCGAGCUGGUCCAAGUCAACGAGGCAUCGAACUAUUCGAUCCACUCCUGGACUGGUGUUGACAAGGCACACGAAGCGGGUAUCCUCGGCAAGGGUGUGAAGGUCGCUAUUGUUGACACAGGCAUUGAAUACAGCCACGACGCUGUGAGUUCUCGAGAGAUCAGGAUAUGUAAUCACUGGCUCACAUAUUAUCAGCUCGGCGGCGGUUUUGGCGCCUCAUACAAAGUUUCAGGAGGCUAUGACUUAGUUGGUGACGGAAAUUGGCCGAUUGGUGCCCUCGCUCCCGACGAUGACCCCAUGGAUAAGCGAGGCCAUGGCACUCACGUUGCGGGUAUAGUAGGCGGGAAAACAGAUUGGUUCACCGGCGUGGCACCCGAGGCGGAACUGCUCGCAUACAAAGUAUUCAGCACGGACAGUAACACUUAUGACAACAUUCUUAUUGAAGCAUUUAUUAUGGCAUACGAAGCUGGCGCCGAUAUUAUCACUUGCAGUGUUGGCGCUGCAGGCGGCUGGUCCAAUGGUCCUUGGGCAACAGUUGCAUCAAACAUUGCCGAAAAAGGUGUCAUUGUGACGAUUGCCGCAUCGAAUUCUGGAUCUUAUGGCCCAUUCUAUGCAAACUCCGGCUCGUCUGGCAAGGAUGUCUUAGCUAUUGCCUCGGCAAAGGCGGGAACGCUCGCCGCCUCACCGUUUGAGCUCAAUUUGGCCUUGGAUGGGAAGACAACAACUUCUCAGGUUGGAUACCGCUACAAUUAUAACCCCUGGACGUUCAAGGGGAUGAAGAUAUAUCCCCUAUAUAACGACACCACGAGAGAUAACCAGGCGUGUACGGCCAACGACAUCCCAGAGAGUACCCCUGACCUGUCCAACGUCAUUGUGUUGAUUAAACGGGGGAAAUGCGACUACCUUGAGCAAGAAUUCAACCUGAUAUCACACAAUGUGACCCAAAUUAUGUUCUACAACAAUGAAAGCAGUCCUGAUGAUCCUAUCUCGUGGCUUUCCCGUUCCAAGGCGUUGGUGGAGAAAGAGGUCGGAGAGGCAAUUGUUGAGACAGUCAAGGCUGGCGGAGAAGCAACAGUUGACUUUCAGAAGUAUGCCGAUGCUAAAUGGUACAUGGGGUUGUAUAACGGUGUCGGAAAUCGACCUAGUUACUUCACCUCAUGGGGCGGCCUGUUCGAUAUGGAUCUUAAACCAGAUGUCGCAGCUCCUGGCGGAGAGAUUUUAAGUUCUUGGCUUGGCAACACCUGGCGUAUCGCAAGCGGCACAUCCAUGGCCACCCCAUAUGCAGCUGGAGUAGCGGCAUUGUAUUUGAGCAAAUUUGGUGGCCGAGCUACCCACGGAGCAGGAGUGUCGAAGACGUUCAACAACAAAGUAAUCACCGGAGGCUCGUCAAUGCCUUGGUCAAUUGUUGACAAGACCUAUCCAGACGAUACCGGCUUCUGGGCUCCCACCAUCCAAGCAGGAAGUGGACUGUUGAACGCAUGGAAGCUACUGACUUACACCACCACAUUAGGAUCCUCAAAGUGGCUUCUCAACGACACGGAACAUUUCACUGAGACGCACAGUGUCGAGAUCACAAAUAACGCAGACACUGAGGCUGAAUAUGAAUUCAACUUGCAACCUGCAGCAGGUGUCCAGGCCGCACCCUCAAGUGGUGUGGGAGUGGCGCUGCUCAAUCAGAUCAAACCUGUGGAAAUGGUUCCCAGCGUUAGCAUGCCCUCGGGUACGUUCAAGGUGGGAGCUGGAGAAACGAAAACAGCCGAGUUCAUUUUCGAUUAUCCACGGGGACUAGACGAGAGCAAGCAACCUCUGUACAGUGGCAAGGUCCUGAUCAGUUCCUCAUUGGGCGAGCAGCUUUCCGUUCCCUAUUUUGGGGCAGCUUAUAGUUUAAGAGAGGCUUACAAGGAUAUCUUCAUUGAGGGAACUCCUUAUAUGCGUUCACCCACUUAUGAUAUUACUCAAAAGUCCAAUUUUACAUUCGAUGUGAGAAUGGAUGGUUCUACCAAGCAAGAUUAUCCGAAAGCUUAUGCCUCCUUUGCGUUUGGAUGCGACGAGCUUCGUUGGGAUAUUUAUGAGUCCGGUUGGAAAGAGUCGAGCUGGACCUAUCCUCCUGUCGUUGGGGAGGGCGGCUACCUCGGUGCUGCAACCUCGUUCCGUGAUUCCGGAAUCAAAACGUAUUUUGAUCCGACGAAGGACGACAAAGAAAACACAGUUCCGUUCCCGAUUAGAGCCACUCCGCGCAACAUUAUAUCAGUUCCAGUCGCUGGCUAUGAUCAAUAUCGAUUUUUCUGGCUAGGAAAGCUGGCAAAUGGUUCAUACAUCAAUCCUGGUAAAUACACAUCGGAUCAAGAGAAGCGAUUAAUAAGUGGAUUUUCUAGUAUGAGAUUCGCCGCGCUGAGACCUUUGGGCGACAGGACGGUGUCGACUGACUGGGACAUCUGGGACACACCGGAGAUCACAGUUCUGCCACUGUCCGAUUAG
Molecule: messenger RNA, 2808 nt
Organism: Clonostachys byssicola
Lineage: Eukaryota; Fungi; Ascomycota; Sordariomycetes; Hypocreales; Bionectriaceae
Source: the annotation of a GenBank genome assembly